Messenger RNA from Pelodiscus sinensis (Chinese soft-shelled turtle), 1733 nucleotides. NCBI's taxonomy places the organism in Eukaryota, Metazoa, Chordata, Testudines, Trionychidae. The record is from RefSeq and is a predicted model, not a curated record.
CAAUAUAUGCACGGGGCUCUCCAGUGAAUGGGGUGUGUGUACUGUGAGAUUUGAAUGGCUACAGGCAACAGCUUUGGAAGAGUCAGGCCUCUGGCUGCCCGCAGCCCAUUCCCAGCCAGCUUUGUUUCCGGCUCUGCAGGGGCACAUGUUUCGCUGCAGCGCCGACUGCUGCGAGAAUGACAAGGCCUCCAUGCAGCAGGUGCACCACUGCAUCGAGCGCUGCCACGCGCCCCUGGCCCAGGCCCAGGCUGUCGUCACCAAAGAGCUGGAGAGAUUUCAGGACCGCUUGGCUCGCUGCACAAUGCACUGUAACGACAAGGCCAAAGACUCCCUGGAUUCAGGGAGCAAGGAGCAGCAGGUGAAACAGCAGCUGGAGAGCUGCGUGACGAAGUGCGUGGACGACCACAUGCAUCUCAUCCCCAGCAUGACCAAGAAAAUGAAGGAGACUUUGGCAGCUAUUACACAAUAAAUCUGAGUUUGUUUUGGGGGAGAGAGGGAGAAGCAUAGCUUCUAUUAAGAGAGAGACGUGUACACGGAGAUUCGUGUUGGAAAUUGAAGCAUGAAAAUGGAUGAUAAGGGUGAUUUUUGUAUUUUCAAAGUAUUGCAGUGGUCCAUUCAACAGCUGGUUUGAAGUGUUGGUGUCUCGGGUUGAUUUGAGAAGUGUCACCAGGUGUGGAGAGGACAGAGUAGUGACUUUGCUCCAGUCCUCAAAGGGUUAAUGGUUAGUGUAUGUACAGACCAUGCUGCUAAUAGCAGGAUCCUCUAUUACUUGAUAGUACCUUGACUUACUUUGGUUGUAGUGAAUUUAGGGCUGCUGGAAGGCACCACCAGCUGGACAGGCCUGGAGUGUGAGGGACCUUUGUCCCUGGGACAGGUGCAAACUUCUCCAUUGCUGCCUAAGUAAUAUGCCUCAAUAGUUCCCUGCAAGUGUUAAGAGUCAGAUAUAAACUGGUGUAGUUCCAUUAGUGUCAGUGGAGCCAUGCCAGUGUAAACGCUCUGAGUAUCUGGCUUCAAAAGUCCACUCUCCCGUAUUCUUGGUGGCGAUGUGAUGGGCAGAGGAUCUGAAGUAUAACUACCACUGGGUUUGAUACCCUAGAAUUCAAAGGGCCAUAAUUCUUGCCUCACUUGUUCUCUGGGCUAUUGUGAUUUAAAAAAAAAUGCUUUGGGGACAGGAUUUUUCCCUCCUCAACUGCCCUCACAUCUGCAGAACUGAUUGUCUAGCACUGACAGGUUCCCCCUGUCCUUCUAGUGCAAGUGCCUUUAUGUUAAAGGAGACAAGAGGAAGUCAGGGAGACUUUUUUUUUUUUGCACUGGUAGGUCAAGUUUCUGCAGUUAAAACAUCUUGGGUCUCUGUUGCCUCUCACACUGGCAUAAAUCAGAAGUGAUUCCAAUGGAAUAAAUGGAGAUAUGCCUGUGUGUGAACCUAGUGGAGAAAAAGCCCUUUAACUUCACCUGACCUCAUCAGGCUACCAAUCCCGUCAUAUAUAAUUCUACAAAGAGAACAAGGUCAGCCAGCUAAGUGUGGGUUCUCUGGAGCAAUGAGUCACAAAGAACAUGGCCUAUUGAAAAGGAAUGGCCAAUACUACAUAAUGCUCCACUCAUGCUGAUUUUACACCGGUAUUACUCCUGAUUUGCAGUGGUGUAAGGAACAGCAGCAUUCAGCCUGAAGUCUAUCAUUAAGAAUUAUAGCAGCUGUAUUGUUCCAUGCAGUGGGGCAUAAAUGUGUGCCCCAG